Molecule: messenger RNA, 1754 nt
Organism: Eriocheir sinensis (Chinese mitten crab)
Lineage: Eukaryota; Metazoa; Arthropoda; Malacostraca; Decapoda; Varunidae
Product: zinc finger MYM-type protein 6-like
Exons: 2
Source: RefSeq, a predicted model, not a curated record
AAUUGUAAGUGUAAUGUAAGAAAUUAAUUUAAAUUGAGAUUAUAGUAUUAAAAAUAUGUGUAUUAUAUUAGUAUAUUACACUCAGUAUUAACUAUAGUUACUAUACACAGUAUAAAGAGCCAUUCCCCCCCAGAUAGGCAGAUACUGCCCCAAAGUGUGGGGAAAAGUAUGAGGAAUUUGGUAUAGGUACUUUUCACGACGGGUUUUGUGACACAAUUCGCGCCUCACGGGUUGGCAACAUUGCAGCUUGCGGUCCUGCGGCGGUGUACUGGUAUUAGACGUGUCACUGGCGCUGGUAGUAGAGGUAUACACUCAGUACAGUGCUACCCUCAUUCUACCUUCACGUUCCUUCGGACGCACAGUCAAGUUGACUCCCGACUUAACCACUCAAAAUCGCUCGUAUAUUGAUGGCUUUGCUCAAGUACUUCAAGAAACCCGGUGUUACUGAUGAACUACGACCUGAGGAACUGGAUAAAAGGCAAACAACAAGUGAUGAAAAUGGACAGGAAGAUCACCCAACUGGAUCAGUUUUACCAACACCGAAGAAUGGCGGUGAAACGAGCUUCAAGCAAAAAAGGCAUCAUCCAUCAAGUACGUCCAUUCAAUUGAAAUCAAAGCGAAGGAAGUGGAAUAAUGACUAUGUGAAGUAUGGAUUUUAUUUGCCAAAUGAAGAGGAGCAGAAUCCUUAUCCAGCUACUCAGUGUCUCUUCUGUUCUGCGAAGUAUAAAAAUUCAAAUCUUGUACCUUCCAAGCUACUGUCCCAUCUCAAAAUGCAACACAGUGAGCAUAAAAAUAAGUCAAAGGAGUUCUUUGAAGCAACUCGAGCUGAACUCAAAAAGCAACAACGCUCCUUCGAUAGCAUUAUGGUCCAUCAAGAAAAGGAAGAGAAGUCCCUUCUAAUGACAUCAAUGGAAAUAGCACAUAUACUUAUGAAAAAUAAGAAACCUUUCACUUUAGCUGAGACAGUCAUUCUUCCAUGCUUAGAAAUAGCUGCCCAGCAUCUUCAUGGAGGCAAGAAACCACGUGAUAAGGUUCGGAGUAUUCCACUUUCAGACUCCUCAAUGAAACGUCGAUCUGUGGCAGUCGCUGAAGAUUUGAAGGAUCAGCUACUUACAAGGCUCAGGGCAGCACCCUGGUUUGGUUUGCAGUUCGAUGAAACCACUGACAUUGUAAAUGUUGCUCAACUUUUAGCUUACUGCCGCUUUCCUGACAGUCAGUCCAAGAAAAUUGUAGAACAUUUCCUAUUUUGUUUACCACUAGGUGUACAGACAACAGCAGAGGAAAUAUUCACCAAGAUAAAUGAGUUUAUGGUCAAGAAUAAUCUGAGCUGGAAAAAAUGUGCUUGUGUUACCACAGAUGGGGCUGCAGCAAUGGUUGGAAGUAAGAAAGGUGUUGUUAAGAAAAUUAAGGAUGUUGCUCCCAGCUGCUGUUCUAUUCACUGUAUAAUACAUCGGGAGGCAUUGGCUGCCAAGAAUUUACUGUCAAAUGUGGGGAAAAGUGAUUUUGACGAAAUCAUCAGUGAUGUGGUAAAGAUAGUGAAUAAUAUCCGUGCAAAAGCAAAAAAGAGUCGCAUGUUUGAACAGCUUUGCAAGGAAAUGGAUGCAGAAUUUUCUAAGCUCCUACUUCAUGCAGAAGUUCGUUGGUUGUCUUGUGGCAAAGUGUUGAACAGAUUUCUAACACUAAGAGAAGAAGUGUGUGUAUUUCUGACAGAAGAAGACGAAAGGGCUGUCAAGCUCCAGGACAACUACUGGAUU